UCCAAUUCUAGGUAGCCGUACUAGCAGAAGAGAUUGGAGUAUGUAGUGUAUUUACGAUGAAUCACGUUGACAUUAUUUAUUGCAAUUAUUUGGGUUCAGAGAUAAUUUCAAUGGAAUUAAAAUCAGUUUCAAAUGGAGGUCGUGAGUUAUAGUAUUAAUGUGUGCUGGACGUUCUGUUGAUGAUAAUUAAUCUUCAAAUUAGGAGGUGCGGCCAUGUUAACUUGGAACAGGACAUUUUAGUUUUCCGCCUGCGGGUUAGACCUACUUAAUUCACAGGAUGCCAUGUAAUUUGAAGACAAGAUAUAUACCAGCUACGUUUGCUUGGAUUUUAUUGCUAGGCACGACAGCUUUAUUCUAUUGUUUCCCAUGUCAAUAUUAUAUUAAUCCACAUCCAUGGGUUCCGGCACUGGAAGGCGUCAUCACCUUCUUUGUUUUAGCGAAUUUCACGUUGGCAACUUUUAUGGAUCCAGGAGUGAUCCCGAAAGCUUCCCCAGACGAGGACCGGGAUGACGACUUUCGGUCGCCACUCUACAAGAACACGGAGAUCAACGGCAUCACGGUGCGCAUGAAGUGGUGCGUCACAUGCAAGUUCUAUCGGCCACCGCGAUGCUCGCACUGUAGUGUCUGCAAUCACUGUAUAGAGACUUUCGAUCAUCACUGUCCGUGGGUGAAUAACUGUAUCGGAAGGAGAAACUAUAGAUAUUUUUUCUUUUUUCUGGUCACACUCAGUGUGCACAUGAUAAGCAUACUGCUGGCGUGCCUCUACUAUGUUCUGCGACUGAACAAGGAUGAGCUAACAAAAGUAACGCCUGUUGUGUCAUUGGUGAUAAUCUGCAUAAUAGCGUUGCUGUUCAUCCCGAUCUUCGGCCUGACGGGGUUCCACAUAGUGCUGGUGGCGAGGGGGCGCACCACCAACGAGCAAGUGACGGGCAAGUUCCGUGGCGGAUACAACCCGUUCAGUCACGGCUGCUGGAAGAACUGUUUCUAUGGCCUCUGCGGGCCACAGUUUCCCAGUCUUCUGCACCCGACGAAAUACUCGGGCAAGAAGCGGAAAGAGUGCACCGAGGUGGUGACCAUAGCUGAUGACAACCAACAGGUCAAGACCUACAUGGAUAACAGCAAUGGUCUACGCAGUGCCAAUCCCAACGCUUACAACAAGUCGCCCGUCGUCAUGGAAACUGAGGCUGGACACAGAGAUCUGUCGCCGGGUCGUGACGGAGGCGGCGGUUCGGACACCGACAUGGAGCCGACCGCUUCGCAGUCGCAGGACUGUGAGCCGACUCCGCCCCUGCAGCGACACGGAUCAAAGACCAACUUCUAUCUGCCGCCGGUGGAGGCGGGUGAAUCGCCGAGAGCUCCGCCCCCGCCAUACAUCGCCACUCGACCCAGUCCGCAUGCCAGGCCAGGUAUGGGUCAAUCGCGGAGUCACACACCGGACAUGGACCGGGGAAAUUCGGGCCCAAGUCCCACAAUGCAGCAGCGAAUCAAAGCCAUAGGGGUGCCCACCCCACUCACACUAUCCAGUCCACUUAGAAGAUCGAACCCAGGCACACCGACCCAGCCGCGCCGACCUGACUUCAUCGGCGUGUCGACGGGCAACGUGCAGCAGGCGCCGACUUACCUGGAGUACGGUGGUGGGGGUGGUCAGGGGGGGCAGCGGAGCGGUGGCCACUACCAUCCCCACCAGCAGGAGGGCAGUCCUCAGAGACGGUUCCUGUCCGAGGGUGAACUGCUGAGGGGCGGAAGCGAUUUGCCGCCCGCCUAUCCUCGCACUAACAACACGGUGGACAAUAUCCGGGAACUAGCGGGCUCGCCACAGCGCGGGGUCUACACGUGGAAGGACACGUCACCGAACGCCUACUGCAGUCGCAGCGGAGGCGGCAACUCCUCGGGGGGCGGCUACGGCGACCACUACCGAUCCAACCCCACCAGUCCCACGCAGCGCGGAGUCUACUAUCCGGCGCUGAGGGGCGGUGUGCCCGUCUUUCCGCCCCCGCAAUCGCCGCAGGUCAAACGCAAGACAACCACGGUUGCCGCCUCCACGGCCCCCACGCCGCCACGGACUGUGCUGAAGGACCCGCCCCCGGGGGCCGACAACAGACGCCGUCCCAUGUCGUUUGUGCGCGCUCUCGAAAUGACCGACUCGAUAGACAUGGCUGAUGCCGCCUCCGGGGGCCAGCCGCCUCCGCCUCCCCAACGGGGCACCACCCCCACCCCCGACAGGGUCAGUGUCUACGACAUGAACUAUGAGAUAUCCGUAUAGCCGUUGCGGUUACCACCACACUGUCCUCACCACGACUUUUACUAUUGCUAGCCACUCACACACUCACACUCACAAGCACCUUCUCAACCGUUUCUAAAUCCUUACAAGUUCUGUGUCUACAAUAAGAUUUGGUCCGUUCCUUAUUUGUUACAAUAAUUUUGUAAUUUCCAUGUCUACAGUUUGAUUUGGUCCAUUCCUAAUUUGUUACAAUAAUGUAGCAUUUUCAUGUCUACAGUUUGAUUUUGUCCGUUCCUAAUUUGUUACAAUAAUGUAGCAAUUCUAUGUCUACAGUUUGAUUUGGUCCGUUCCUAAUUUCAACAACUUGAGAUAGAAUAUUAGAGAUAUCAAGAGAUAGAUAUCAUUUUUCAUUUUCAUAUAUAAAUAGUUUCCUUGUAUAUAGCUUUAUUUAGAGUUGUUUUCGAUUUAAUUCACUCAUAAAUAUUAUUUGGACUGUUCCCAAGUUCAAAAAUGUCUUAUUUUAAUCGGAUAAGGUAUUUCAGUUGUCAUCAAAUAUCCUAUAUUCAAUUAACUGCACGCUAGACAACAUUAAAAGCGUCUUUCACUUUCACAAACAACAAGAAAACUUAAAUUUCCUUAGUAUUAGGAAGGAUUAGCAGUCAACUUAUUUUAAUCGGAUAAAAUUUUUCUAAUAACGUAUUACAUAAAAGUUAUUAAAUUAAUUGUCAGCAGCAGAGGCUUGCUACUUAGUUUCGCCUUACUUGAUGAGAAAUUGAUUAGUGAACUUGAAUUUAAUUCUAGUGUUUUCGGAUUCAAGCUCUGUCAAAAGUAUGAGUUUUGUCCGGUCUAAUUGGAUCAAUAACGUCUAAUUAAUAGUUUUCUUGAAUUUAAAUUUGUUUUUUCGAAUUUAAAUUCUCUCAUCAAUACGAGAUGGUUCAAUAACUUCUAAACUGGGAAUGAAGUACUUAGUGAAUUUAAAUUUUUCGGAUUUAUUGUAUAUAUUUUUUCAAUGACGAAGGUUAUAUUGUCGGAAAGUGGUAAUAUGUUCUUAAUUUUAUUUUAUAAUUUAUAAUUGGAUUAGUGAUAUAAAUUUCUUAUCGGAAAAGCCUUAUCAUAUUAGGGUUCUUAUCACCACUACAAUUUCUAUGUCACCUUGACCAAGUUGGUCUUGUUCCAAUUUCAAUAACGUCCAAAUCGAUAAGCCUACUAUCUUUUGUAUUAGAAUUCAACAAUUUUCCAGGAUUGGAUCCAUUCAUUUUUGUUAAAUAAAUUGUAAGAUGACUUGAAAUUGUCACGACCUGAAUAAUUAAAAAAUUGAGAAACUAAUUCAGUUGUUAGUAGUAAGCUAGAAACUAGUUUUGUUAAUGAUUAUCAGUAAUUAUAGUUCAGAAUCUAGUUUUGGUAAUGGUAGUUUGUUAAUUAACAACAGAAACUAGUUUCUAAAUUUGUAAAAUAUUAAGUCGCUGUGACAAUCUCCAGUCGUUCUAUUUUUUUGACUAAGCUAGAACCGUAUCAAUCAUUUAAUCAGGAAACCUGUAAUUUCAAGCAAUAUUAGUUGUAUUAAGUAACUCAUAUCAUAUAUCAAAAAGCUUACAUUUUCCCCUCGAUAAUAUCUAAUAUCAUUGAUUUACUUCAUUUAUUAGUGGGUAUUUCAAAAUUUCUCCAAUUAUUUGCUAAGACAGUGAGUUCUAUUAUGAUUCAAUGUUUAUAAUACAACAUUUCAUAUCAACGCUUAAACCAUAGAGAAACAAUAGCGUAAGUAGAUAUCCCAUGGCAUAGGGCGUUUAUGUCGCAACUUUUACUGUUAACUCAUUAUUUUUGAGUUUUACUGUUUUUUUGGGGGUGAGAGUGUAUGCACGGCACCAUAUGAGAGACAACCAGCGUCACACAGCUUCACGGAAAGAAUUACGUGGACUAUCGGCUUAAGAUAACAGUUAGGCUCAACUCACACUCUCGCGACUCAGGUCGAGAAGAGACUCGACUGUAGUCGAGAGCAUGUGU
This is a messenger RNA of Nilaparvata lugens (brown planthopper), 4222 nucleotides long. It is a transcript of the gene Zdhhc8, whose product is annotated as palmitoyltransferase ZDHHC5-B. Lineage: Eukaryota; Metazoa; Arthropoda; Insecta; Hemiptera; Delphacidae. The transcript has 11 exons. Gene Ontology annotation, molecular function: palmitoyltransferase activity. Gene Ontology annotation, biological process: protein palmitoylation. The record is from RefSeq and is a predicted model, not a curated record. Bases 278 to 2263 code for a protein of 661 amino acids.